This is a messenger RNA of Vanrija pseudolonga, 1437 nucleotides long. RefSeq lists its product as uncharacterized. The record is from RefSeq and is a predicted model, not a curated record. The transcript is spliced from 2 exons. Bases 1 to 1437 code for a protein of 478 amino acids. Lineage: Eukaryota; Fungi; Basidiomycota; Tremellomycetes; Trichosporonales; Trichosporonaceae.
AUGGUGAACCACCACGCCGCGCGUACGCGCGACGUUGCGCCGACACCGCCGCCACAGCAGGCAAGCUACGAGCCCCCCGAGGGGCCAUAUGCGCCGCCAACUGGUCCGCAAGCACCUGGUACUGGUGGCCCACAGCAGGCGCCCCAGGUCCAGUUUACCCAACAGCACCAACAGCAGUCGUACGCUCCGCCGUCCCCGGUGCAGCAGGCUGCGCCACUCCCCACUCAGCAACAGCAGCAGUUCGUGCCCCAGCAGGCACAGCAGGCCCAGCAAGCCCAGUUCCAACAUUUUGCCCCGCCGUCGCCAGUGCAGCAGGCCCAAUCACUCCCCCAGAAGCAGCAGCAGCAACAGGCGUUCCGUCCCCCCUCGCCGCCACAGCAAGCCCCGCAAGUUCAGCAGCAGCCCCAGUUCGCGCCGCCCUCCCCAGUCCAAGCACCCCAGCAGCAACAGUUCGCCCCUGCUCCUUCUCCGGCCCAGCAAGCCCCGCCUCAAUCCGUCGCGCCGCCCAAGCCCGUGGGCCAAGCAGCCGAGUACUACGGCGACUCGCCACCUCUGCCGACGGCACCGCCCGCCGCGCCGGGCACGUAUGCUCCCCCCGGUCCGCCGCCGGGGCCGCCACCCGGCCCUCCGCCAACCGCGCCUGCACCGGGACCAGCCCCCGCCCCGGCCCCAGCUCAGCCUGACGCGGGCGCAGACAACCCCCUCGCAGCCCUCCUCGGCGCCUUCGGCGGCGGCGGCGGAGGCGGAGCCCCCGGCGCUGCAGGCCCGCUCGCGGCUCUGGGCGGCGGCGGACUCGGCACGAUCCUCGGUUCUGGCGUGCUCGACCAGUUUAUGGGCAAGAAGAAGAAGGACGACGAGGAUGCCGGCCCUCUGGGGGCGCUGUCGGGCCUGCUGGGCGGGAAGAAGAAGAAGAAGAAGCGCUACGAUGACGAGGACGAGUACGACCGGCCGCCGCAGGGGCAGUGGGGCGGUGGAGGUGGUGGUUACCGCCCGGGGCCGGGGUACGGCGGUGGGCCGCCUGAUGGUGGUGGCUAUGGCGGGUGGGGCGGUGGUGGAGGCGGUGGUCGGCCGUACGAGCAGCAGCAGCAGGGGUACGGCCGGCCUCAGCAGGGGUUUGAGGGGUACGGCGGCCACGGCGGCGGCCAGGGCCAUGGCGGGGGCUAUGGCGGCAGUGGGGAGGAGCACAGUGGGGGCGGGGGGUACGGGGGUGGAGGUGGUGGUGGAUACGGCGGCGGUGGAGGUGGAUAUGGCGGCGGUGGUCAGUACGGCGGCGGAGGUGGCGGGUACGGAGGUGGUGGGUACGGAGGUGGCGGGGGUAUUCAGUAUGGUGGUGGCGGCGGUGGCGGUGGACUGCAGUACGGUGGCGGAGGCGGCUAUGGCGGCGGCGGCGGUCCCGGCCCGUAUGGCCGUCGCGAGCUCGAGCGUGACGAGGAGUGA